AUGUUUUGCCUUCGCAGUUGGCUUCCGCUCCUCUUCAUCCCCACGAACGCAUCACCAGCCUUCAUAUUCCUCUUCUUCGUCUGCACCUACUUCCUGAACCGGCCCUGCUUCUACUGCUCCUUCCUCCUGCUCAUACUUUUUCUUACAUCAUGCAACUGGGCCGACCGUUGCUUUUUUGACUUUGGGAACAACUGGUUCCAGUCGCGGCCUGCGGGGAGCUAUGUAUACCUGCCGAUUCCUGGGAAGGGGCCCGAGGCCGCCAACGUCACUGCGACUGGCGGGCUCGACGACACGGUAGCGGGAGUUAUGGUUGACAUGGCGAACACCACUGCCGGAGCUCUGGCUACAGCAGCGGCCGAGCAAAUCGCGCGGACCAAGGUUGAGUGGACAGGGCUUGGUCUGGAAUGGCUGCGGAGUCUCCUCGGCCGGAGAGAAUGGCGGAUCGACUGCUUGGAUCUCUAUAUCCGGUUAUAG
This is a messenger RNA of Canariomyces notabilis, 474 nucleotides long. RefSeq lists its product as uncharacterized. The coding region runs from base 1 to 474 and encodes 157 amino acids. The record is from RefSeq and is a predicted model, not a curated record. The transcript is spliced from 2 exons. Lineage: Eukaryota; Fungi; Ascomycota; Sordariomycetes; Sordariales; Chaetomiaceae.